Molecule: messenger RNA, 887 nt
Organism: Triticum aestivum (bread wheat)
Lineage: Eukaryota; Viridiplantae; Streptophyta; Magnoliopsida; Poales; Poaceae
Exons: 5
Coding region: 27-887 (286 amino acids)
Biological process (GO): meristem development; meristem maintenance
Source: RefSeq, a predicted model, not a curated record
CUUACAAGUGGGAUGUGGUUUCCGAGAUGACGAACGAUGUCAAUCUCAUGUACCAGAAGUACGUUGCCGAGUUGGACACGAUUACGCCUGAGCAGGUGGAAUGGCAGCCAUAUGGCGCCGAUGACAGACUUGGGUACACCCCGGAGUUUACCAUCAACCCGAUGUGCUUGCGGGAUAGGGAUCUCUGGCGUAUGCGGUGCCCACUGAUAUGCAACUGGGCUGUUGAGUUUCAUUUGCCACAUCGCGUGUCUCGUCAGUUUGGUCUGUUCCAGCCUCACCCGCCGGAAUGGGUGGAUACGGACAAAGCACUUCAUAGGUUGGACAGGAGAAGGCAGCGGAAGAUAAAGGACUGGGACAAGCAUCAUGCUUCGUAUGUUACCCGCUUCCAGCUUUGUGUGGAGGAAGCUCGUAGCAGUGCACGCGCCAAGCUUCGUGAGCAUUGUCCACUUGCUUUUGAUAACUACAUACGAUGGCUUCUUGAAAAUACUCGAGUUGAGAUAUGCCCGCCGGCAUAUAAUGAGGAUAUUCUUGAAGAACCCGUAAACUUUGAGGAUCUAUCAAAGGGGAAGUACAACAGAGAUGUCAGGGUAGGGCACGGAGUCCCUGCUGUUCCGGUGAUUAACUAUGUGCGCACCGAGAUCAAGAAAGCAGCUGAUGAGAGCCAGUCUAUUCUGGAGGAAACACCGGUUGGAAAAGGCAAUGAUGAUGGUCCACUACGAGCAUUCCUCAAGUUGAAUUGUUCAAUAUUUGUAUUUGCCAAAAUGGAAUCUGUUUCUGCAGUUUGGCAGUUAACAGCACUGCAGCGCCUGACAGUCAGGCGCUGCACUGUACAAUGCAGCGCCCAAAGCCUAGGCGCUGCACCUCACACUGCAGCGCCCAAAGCCUAG